This is a messenger RNA of Molossus molossus (Pallas's mastiff bat), 1186 nucleotides long. RefSeq names its product protein tyrosine phosphatase receptor type C associated protein (gene PTPRCAP). The transcript is spliced from 2 exons. Gene Ontology annotation, cellular component: plasma membrane. The coding region runs from base 221 to 970 and encodes 249 amino acids. Lineage: Eukaryota; Metazoa; Chordata; Mammalia; Chiroptera; Molossidae. The record is from RefSeq and is a predicted model, not a curated record.
GUCCCCCGUCAGCUUCCCUGAAUUCUGCCAGGUAGGGAUACUGAGGCAGAAGACAUGGAAACCUCUAGGGCCAUGUCCUGCUUUGAGCUGGGUGCCCAGUUCCUCCUCCUGGAGGCCCGGUCACAGGCUCCACAGCCCCAGUCUGAGAGACCCGUGAGGACCUGGUGUGGGUCAGGGUGGUCCCUAGAGGCCCGAGGUCCCCCAGGGGCCGGUAGCAGGGAUGGCUGGGUGGGGUGUCACGGGCAGGAAGCGGAAGCAUCGAGUAACCCCUAGCUGCAGGCGAGGCGGGAGCUCACUUCUCACUCGGCACAGCUGGAGCUGGAGGUGGGCACCCGGCACUGAGGCCUGUGGACAGAUGGACCUGCCCUGUGCCCUAGGGCUCGGGACGCUGCUGGCCCUGCCAGGGGUCCUGGGCUCCAGUGGCGAUGACACAGUGGGCUCCAGCUCUGUCACUGUGGCCCUACUGCUGCUGCUCCUCCUCCUGCUGGCCACUAGCCUGGCGCUGGCCUGGUGCCGCCUCAGCCACGACUCAGGAGGCUACUACCACCCAGCCCGCCUGGGCGCUGCGCUGUGGGGCCGCACCCGCCGCGUGCUCUGGGCCAGCCCUCCUGGCCGCUGGCUGCGGGCCCGGGCUGAGCUGCAGGCGACAGAUGAGGACCCCGAGCAGCAGGAGGAUGAGCAGGACGAGGAAUACUACAGCCUUGACGGUGGCCAGGAGGCCGCCAAACCCCAGAAAGAGGAGCGGCGGUGUGGAGGGCCGCUCAGCCCACAGCAGGGCCCAGAGCCCGCACAGGAAACACACGACGGUGACACCGAAGGGGGCCUGGGCCUGGGCUCCCAGGGGCCGGAGGGCUCAGCUGGCAGUGCUGAGGCCCUGCUGAGUGACCUGCACGCCUUUGCUGGCAGCGCAGCCUGGGACGACAGCGCCAUGGCGGCUGGGGCAAAGGGCCUCCAUGUCACUGCACUGUAAGGGCCACACCCAUCACUGUGCCUCUGCUUCCCCAGCUGCCAUGACUGGACACUGCCUGCCCUGGACCCCACUGUCACCCCCACCACCAUAUGGAGAGCCUCAGACUGUCACUCCGCCCCCCAGUUUGUCCCCCAAGCUGUGCAUCCCUGCCCCCUCCUGGAAGGCCACCCAUUCCCAGGGGCACUGAGCAGCCAUCUGAAAUAAAAUCCCUCCAGC